Oreochromis aureus is the source of this 1136-nucleotide messenger RNA. It is a transcript of the gene nsa2, whose product is annotated as NSA2 ribosome biogenesis homolog (S. cerevisiae). Gene Ontology annotation, biological process: maturation of LSU-rRNA; maturation of 5.8S rRNA. NCBI's taxonomy places the organism in Eukaryota, Metazoa, Chordata, Actinopteri, Cichliformes, Cichlidae. Bases 151 to 933 code for a protein of 260 amino acids. Gene Ontology annotation, cellular component: preribosome, large subunit precursor; nucleolus. The record is from RefSeq and is a predicted model, not a curated record. The transcript has 6 exons.
GAUGACGUCCUUCCUCUAAGUAUCGGCUCCGGGGAAAACAACAUCAGAAGGACCCCAGCCUGAAGCAAAAAAACAUCGAAACUUUGCGUCUUUACCAACUGUUAGCAUCUACGACACGUUCAUCGUAACACGUAACUCCGCGCACACAAAAUGCCCCAGAACGAGCACAUUGAGUUACACCGCAAGCGGCACGGCUACCGUUUGGAUCACCAUGAAAGGAAAAGGAAGAAGGAGAGCCGUGAGGCCCACGAGCGGUCUCACAAAGCCAAGAAGAUGAUAGGUUUGAAGGCCAAACUGUACCACAAACAGAGACACGCAGAGAAGAUCCAGAUGAAGAAGACCAUCAAAAUGCACGAACAGAGAAAGACGAAGCAGAAGAACGAUGAUAAGACCCCCGAGGGAGCAGUGCCAGCCUACCUGCUGGACAGAGAGGGACAGUCUCGUGCCAAAGUUCUCUCCAACAUGAUCAAACAGAAGAGGAAAGAGAAGGCCGGCAAAUGGGAAGUGCCUCUGCCCAAGGUGCGCGCACAAGGAGAGACAGAGGUGCUUAAAGUUAUCAGAACCGGAAAGAGACAAAAGAAAGCCUGGAAGAGAAUGGUCACAAAAGUUUGCUUUGUGGGCGACGGCUUUACCCGUAAACCUCCAAAGUAUGAACGUUUCAUCAGACCGACGGGUUUGCGGUUUAAGAAGGCUCACGUCACACACCCGGAGCUGAAAGCCACAUUCUGUCUUCCCAUCCUGGGAGUAAAGAAGAACCCAUCCUCACCCCUCUACACCUCUCUGGGAGUCAUCACAAAAGGAACAGUUAUAGAAGUCAAUGUCAGUGAGCUGGGCCUGGUAACACAAGGAGGAAAAGUUAUCUGGGGCAAAUAUGCUCAGGUGACAAAUAACCCAGAGAACGACGGCUGCAUUAAUGCAGUUCUGCUGGUAUAAGACUUUGGACCUGCCUUCUGACCGUGCCUGGUAGCUGUUUUGUAUCCACCUAAAUAGGUAACAAGGAAUGAAAGCUGCAGACUCAAGAAGAUUGUUGGUGCUGAGCUUGGUAACAUUGUUUGUAACAAAAAGGACACUCUGAGGGGAAAAAGUGUGGCAAUUACUGUGUUAAAUUUAAUAAAUAAACUUGAAAUGACACCAGA